Molecule: messenger RNA, 2990 nt
Organism: Schistosoma mattheei
Lineage: Eukaryota; Metazoa; Platyhelminthes; Trematoda; Strigeidida; Schistosomatidae
Source: the annotation of a GenBank genome assembly
AUAGGCGGAAAGCUUAAUGUGUCUGCUACCGAGGGUUAGUGAGGUGCAUAACGAGUUCUUCGUUGUUUGAACAUUGUUAACUAUCCAAAAGUGUUCUUUUCUGACUUUUAUUUUGUAGCAAGUUGAAUUGUCUGUUUCCGUUUUAUAUUACAGGAUUGUCUUAAUCGGAUACUUGUGUUAAUGUUGAAUUUGUCGAUUCCUUUCCUUGAUAAAGUGCAUUUUGUUGGCUUGCCGGCUUGUCGACUGACCUUUUCUUGUGUUCUUCUCUUCUCCUGUCCUCACUCACACUGCUCUUUAUGCUUUCCUAGCACACAAGGCACCUCCUGGCUAGACGCAAAUCGUCACAUUAGUUCCACAAAGUUCCUUUUUAUUUUUUUGUUUUAUAUGCUUGGACACCCAAAAUUUGUCAAAGUCGGUUUAGUGGGCAGAAAAUCCAGGGUGAAAUAGCCGCCACGAAGUAUUUGGAAGGACUCUGUUGACACUGCGUGACUUCGUGUGAUUUAUGUCUGCGCUUGCGAAGAAAAUGGAUUUAUAGCAGUUACGUUAAUAACCUACCCUACAUUACCAUAAUUUCGGAGCUAUAUGAUAAUUCUUUACAAGCUUAGUCAAUCAAGGUUAUCAUGUAAAACAGUGUAGUAUCAAUUCUUAAAGUCAUGUAAAUUAGAGUAAUCGUUGAUUUUUGAAGCAAAUAUCCACAUGGAAAUGUCUCCGAAAUUUACCUUGAAGUCUACCACGACGUAUAGUGGUUAUAGAUGCAUUGGAAAAGAGUAUUCAUGUAUGUUGCAAGUCUGCUGCUCUGCUAUGUAGCAUGUAAAGUUACUUGGGAAUGCAAGAAUGAGUAUUAAUUAUAAAACCCUGAUUUUAUUUUUAAUUUCAAUAUGUAUUUGUUUCAAACCAGAUGGAGAGUAAUUUAACAGGUACGAAUCUUUUUGUAGUUAUGAUUUAAUGCUUUAGAGCACCCAACUUCAAACUAAUCUCGCUGCAACUGCAAUACUUUAUAGACCCAACUGUAGCUGCUACGGCUAGUUGGGCUUGCCCAUCAGGAUGAUUCGGCUGGUUUAUACUGACUGGAAUGCAUGUUCCUUUAGGUCUUACCUUAUGAACCUCUUUGCAAUUGAGUUUGGUUUUAACUGCAUUCAUUCAUCUUGAGGUCAUACUUCCUUUUACUGAUCAUUCAAACCUGACUAAUCUGUUAGCUAAAACUCAGUUUAUAUUGUAAUGAAAAAGCUGAUCGUUAUUUGCUUGCCCGCAACUCUUGGACACAUCUCAUCAUAAGUUUGUUUAACAUAGUCUCACUUUUAACACUUAUGAUAUUCACAUCUUUGUAAAUGUAAGUUUUUCCUUUUACUUUUCCGCAGGCCAAUUUUUGUUUAAUAUACUUUUGUCCUGAAGGACUCAUGAAAUCUGUUUUCACAGAGCCCUCAUACUUAAUCCAUUUACAUUUAAUGUCUUAUGUAGGAUUGAAAAUAAGCAAAUGAUUGAUGCGAUCAGAAUCCUUAAGUCAGGUGACAGUGAUGACCUCCAAAACCUUUUGCAAACAUUCAAUAUACAUUCUCGUGAUGCAGACAAUAAUACGUUGCUUCACCAUGCCUGUUUAUUAGGAAAUGUUAAAGCUGUACGUCUUCUGUUAGAUAGUGGCGUUCAUGCAAAUGCCUCCAACAUUGAUGGACAGACUCCAAUUUGCGAUGCAGCUCUAAGCGGAUCAGCUGAGAUAAUUUCUCUUUUAUUAAGAAGUAAAGUUGAUGUUAAUCCACCAUCUUAUUGGGGUUCUCCGUUAAUCUAUGCCACACAGAAUGAAUCUAUAAAUGCAAUGAAAGUUUUGAUAGAUGCUGGUGCAAGUUUAAAUUCUCCUGAACGCAAUGGCCUUUGUCCACUACAUAUAGCUAUCCAAAGGAGAUUUUAUGCUGGCGUUUACCUUCUACUUUCUAAAGGUGCAGACCCGAAUUGUGGAGUACGAUUGACAACUCCCUUGCAUAUGGCAGCGAAAUUGAAUGAUGUUGACAUAACAUAUUUACUAUUAGAAUUUGGUGCAUCUCCGACUUCUCUAGAUAAAGAAAAUCGUACUCCAAUUGAUUAUGUGCCAAAUACGAGUCCAGUUUAUCAGUUAUUGAAAUCUGUACAAAAUCAAGUUCCAUCAUUACAAUCCAUUUCAAGAUUGACUAUUUUUUCUUUAUUACGCUCUGCUAAAUUGUCACCAGUUAAAGAACUUUAUUUACCAAAUAUUUUAAAGGAUUAUCUUUCAUUUCGUCAUUUUCAUUUUGUAACUGAGUAAAUAAAUACCGAACAAAUCUAUCCUACCUACCCAUCUAUCUAUCCCUGUGACAAUGGCAAUCAUACUGUUAACAUCGUUUGUGUUGAUGUCAUGUUUUACUUUGUUUUUUUCUCUGUUACUUCAUUUUAUAACUUGUUAAUUUGUUAUAUUUUGACUGAAUUGUAAGGUGUUUUCUAAUUAGUCUUUCAUGUUUUCUCUUCCUAAGCAAUAAUACUUCCAGUAGUAGUUUCAGUUAUUAUCAUCACUAUUAUUAUUUUCGUUUUAUAUGUGAUUCAUUUGAUUAAUUUUGUUUCAUUCUUACAUUGUAUUUGGCUAAGAGACAAACAACCAUGUGGUUUUAUACUCUACACAGUGUAAAUGUUACUUACGGUUCUAGUUGUACAUGGGUGUGUGUGUGUGUUUGUAUGUGAUAAUAAUAAGUAUUUAUGUUGUUCAUUUCACUUUUCAUCAUUCAUGACAAUUUCGUUUUCUCUAAAUGACUACUUUGAUUUAUUUGAAGUGAUUUCUUUCUGUUUUGUUGUUGUUGUUGUUGUUGCUUUUUCUAUUGUGUGUGUGUGUGUAUGUGUUGGGUUCAAUGAAGAGUUGGUUAUUUUCAUACUUUAUUAUAUUGAUUUAAUUUAAUUUGUUAGUUUGUGCUUAUGUAUGAGUUGAUCCCACUUUUGAUGUCCAUAUUAAAGUUGUUGACAUUAACUUUUGAAGUAAUAAAAAAGUUGAUGGU